AUGUUUGCAGCCUGCCAGGCCUUUCCUGGAAGCGGCGAGGGGCCAGCCAGGAAGGAGAGGAGAGCCAUCAAUCAGACCCAGGGGAUUUUGGAAAUCUGUAUUACUCCCUUGGCGGCUGCAGAGCCGGCCGCGCCACCCGCGUCCCCUCACGCUGGCCUUCUCCAUCCCCGCUCAGGGGCCCCUGCUGACCACCCAGCCUGCCCACUUUGUCGCUCAAACGGGGCUCGGCCCCUUGGUCCACCCGGUAGCCCCGUGACUCGGCGAGGUCCUGACCGCUGUGUGGGAUGGCAUCUGCCCCGCGGGGUGAUCGCCAGGGCCGGAGGCGACGAGGAUGCACCAGAGGGCAGGUGUCACCAGGCACGAGCACGGCACUGCGGGGACUCGGGGUCCAUCUCCCUCGCCUCCAUCCCGGGGCAGGCCCUGGCCCCCGCCCACAGUGACGUGUGCUCAGCCUGGCCCUGGGCCACCCCAGCCACUCUGGCUGUCCCGGUCCCUGUCCCUGCUCCUGCCCCCGUGGGCUCUCCCUCCAGCCGCCACGCCCGCUGCUGUGACCCGAUGCGGCAGGAGCAGCCUGGCCUGAGCCGUUCCUCCCACCGCUUCCACGAGCACCCGGGGCGGACGACUGUCCUCUCUGCGGCCUGGCAUUCCGUCCGAGGAGGCGCCGCUGGUUCGUGGAGUGGGGCCCCAUUUGUCCCCCUCAUCCAACCCCCACCCUCGUCCCGGCUCCCUGGGGAAGACUGUGAAUUUAACUACUUCACGUACUGCCCACUGCUUGAAGGCUUCCUGGCUUUCCCACCACCUGCGAUGGGCAUGCCGCACCCGCAGCCGCAGCCGCACCCGCAGCCGCACCCGCAGCCGCACCCGCACCCGCAGCCGCACCCGCACCCGCAGCCGCACCCGCAGCCGCACCCGCACCCGCAGCCCCGCAGCCGCAGCCCUCCGAGGAAGCCCAUCGCGCUCUUCACACAGAGCCUUGCCGCACAGCGACGGCGAGACCCGCGGCCCCGGCCUCCCGAGGGCCCCUUCCCGGGCGGUCACUGCCCGCCGGCCUCGGUCCUCGCUGUCCUCCGUGAGCCCGCGGAGCCCGGUGGAGCGCCCGGGGGUCCCGCAGCUGCGGCUCCUCCUCUGCGCCCUGAGCACUGCGGGCGGGAGCGCACGUGGCACCUGACCCCCCCCCGUGCUCCCCGCCGUGGCACCCGAGCCCCCCCCCAGGCACCCGAGCCCCCCGCGGUGGCACCUGACCCGCCCCCGCCCCCGCCCCCGCCCCGCGGCCACCUGCUCGGCCGAGCAGCGCCACCACGCGUCCCGCAGACGCAACGCCCGCCCCCCGCGACCCUCCCCCGCGUCCGCCGCGGCUCCCCGGAGCCCGAGUUGGUCCCGAGCGACUCGCUGGAAGCACGACCGGGGGCGCCGAGACGCGACCAAGCUCGGGCCGGGCCGGGUGUCCGGGUGUCCGGGUGUGCUGCGGGCGCGGGUCGGGCCGGGUCGGGUCGGGCCGGGUGCGCGCUCCGGGGCUCGGCUGCGCUCCGCGGACAGAGGACGCCCCCGCCCGGCCCCCGCGGACUCUGCCCGGACGCGACGGCGGCUCCUGCGCACCAGGGCCCGCGGGCGGCCUCCGUCGGGGACCGGGGGGCGUCGAACCCGCGCCGCGAGCCCGUCAGUCCCGGGGGGGGGGAGCCCAGCGCGGAGCCGGCGGAGCCUGACCCCGGAGGAGGGCGGCGCGCCUGGGGCAGCCCCAGGGCCUCCGACGUGGCGGCCCGGACGGACCCUGGCCCCGACCCCACCGCGGACGCCCCGGACGCGGAGACGGGCCCAGCGUCGCGGCCCCAGGCCACGGCCCCUCCGCGUGAGCCUCCGACCCGUGGACGCCCCGCGCUGGCCGAGGCGCGCCCGGCUCCCGGCGUCUGUGCCCUCGGCCGCCACGGGGACACCGAGCACGAACACGGACAUUCUCGGGGACCCCGUGCGCGGAGGCCGCUCGGCACCUCCCGCCUCGGGGGGCCGCCCACGAGCCCCUCCUGCAGCGCCGCGGCCGCCCUGUCUCCGCUGAAACCAGGCACCGGAGUCUUCGGGGCCUAA
Molecule: messenger RNA, 2079 nt
Organism: Canis lupus familiaris (dog)
Lineage: Eukaryota; Metazoa; Chordata; Mammalia; Carnivora; Canidae
Product: basic proline-rich protein-like
Exons: 5
Coding region: 1-2079 (692 amino acids)
Source: RefSeq, a predicted model, not a curated record